Candida tropicalis MYA-3404 is the source of this 1047-nucleotide messenger RNA. RefSeq names its product H(+)-transporting V0 sector ATPase subunit d. Gene Ontology annotation, cellular component: vacuolar proton-transporting V-type ATPase complex; fungal-type vacuole membrane; proton-transporting V-type ATPase, V0 domain. Gene Ontology annotation, molecular function: proton-transporting ATPase activity, rotational mechanism. Gene Ontology annotation, biological process: proton transmembrane transport; vacuolar acidification; vacuolar transport. The transcript has a single exon. Lineage: Eukaryota; Fungi; Ascomycota; Pichiomycetes; Serinales; Debaryomycetaceae. The record is from RefSeq and is a predicted model, not a curated record. Bases 1 to 1047 code for a protein of 348 amino acids.
AUGGAAGGACUUUACUUUAAUAUUGAUUAUGGGUAUAUCGAAGGUGUUGUUAGAGGAUACAAAAGUGGUCUUUUAACUACCAAUCAAUACGUCAAUUUAACUCAAUGUGAUAAUUUAGAAGAUUUGAAAUUACAAUUAUCAUCAACUGACUAUGGAAAUUUUUUGGCCAAUUAUUCUGGACCUUUAAGUACUAGUGUUAUUCAAGACAAUUUAACUAAAAAAUCAUUUCAACAAUAUCAAUACAUUCAAAGCCAAUCAAGUGGUAAAUUAACCAAAUUUAUGGAUUUUAUAAGUUAUGGUUAUAUGAUUGAUAAUGUUAUUUUAAUGAUAACUGGUACUUUACAUGAAAGAGACAAGCUGGAAAUCUUGAGAAAAUGUAACCCGUUAGGUUGGUUUGAUACUUUACCUACAUUAUCAAUUGCUACUGAUAUUGAAAGUUUAUAUCUGACUGUUUUAAUUGAUACUCCAUUGGCUCCAUUUUUUAAGAAUUGUGUUAGUGCUGAUGAUUUAGAUGAUUUAAAUAUUGAAAUUAUUAGAAAUAGAUUAUAUAAGAAUUAUUUGGAAGCAUUUGUUGAAUGGUGUGAUCAAAAUUUGGAUGGACCAGAUAAAGAAAUUAUGGAAAGAUUAUUAACUUUAGAAGCUGAUAAAAGAGUUAUUAAUAUUGCUUUGAAUUCUUUAAAUAAUCCAGAUUUGACUCCUGAAGAUAAAUUAUCCUUAUUCCCAAAUUAUGGUAAAUUAUAUCCAACUUAUCAUAUUGAAUUAUCCCAAGUUGAUGAUGCUGAACAAUUGAAAGCUAUUGUUGAACUUGUCGGUGAAUAUAAGGAUGUUUUCAGUGAAACUAAUGAACAAUUGAAAAGUUUAGGUGAUUGGUUCUAUUAUUUGGAAAUGCAAUUAUGUAGAAAUGCAUUCACUCAACAAUUCACUUUAUCUACUAUUUAUGCUUGGUUGAAAUCUAAAGAACAAGAAAUUAGAAAUAUCACUUGGAUUGCUGAAUGUAUUGCUCAAAACCAAAAGAAUAGAAUUGAAAGCUACAUUGCUGUUUAUUAA